This is a messenger RNA of Magnolia sinica, 2586 nucleotides long. RefSeq lists its product as uncharacterized. Gene Ontology annotation, biological process: regulation of transcription by RNA polymerase II. Gene Ontology annotation, cellular component: nucleus. Bases 826 to 2346 code for a protein of 506 amino acids. Gene Ontology annotation, molecular function: RNA polymerase II cis-regulatory region sequence-specific DNA binding; DNA-binding transcription factor activity, RNA polymerase II-specific; protein dimerization activity. The record is from RefSeq and is a predicted model, not a curated record. The transcript has 8 exons. NCBI's taxonomy places the organism in Eukaryota, Viridiplantae, Streptophyta, Magnoliopsida, Magnoliales, Magnoliaceae.
CUCUCUGUUAUUGGUUCCUCAGGGUUCCCAAAGGUCAACACUAUUUGCUUGUGCAUGCAAGUGAAAUAUGUUCAGAACCUUCCAGUUAGGAAUGCAACUUGGGCUCAGGUCAAUCCUAACCUGGUCGACCCAACUCAAGUUUGGUUUGGGUUGUGAAGGUCCUCAGGUUGGAAAACUAACCCAAUUUGGAAUCAAGUAAGGUUCGGCUAGAGCAAAUUCAGGCCAGGUUAGGUCUGUGCCAGGUUGGGUAGGGUCGGGUCGGUUUAGGGUCAAGUAUAGAGGAAUUCGGUUCGGGUUGCGGGUUGGGUCAUCUUGUGGUCAUCAUCAACCCGAUACAACCUGCUCGAGAUGCACCUGUAUUUCCAGUACAUAUCCCACUCAUGAUUUGGGGCAGAAAAGGUUAGCAGGAAAUGGAAUCCCAAUUAAUGUUGGUUCCAUUGCUUAAACACAAAUAGAACCUUCUUGGGUCGAAAGUCCUGCAGACCACUAUUUGGUGCUACAUUGGAGUACUACCUUAUAGUUAAGUUAGGAGCCAAGAGAGAUGAAGAGAGGCAACUGCUAAUUACAGAUUUCUGCUUCCCGGACUUCUUCAGCGAUCUACAUAUCAAUCAAUCAACAUUGUUUUUCGUUAUUCUUUAGAAUCUCGGACACAAGAAACAAUCCUUGCAGCAUGAUGCACCAUGAAAUGAUUAAGCUGAUGAUUCGUAUUUGUUCGACUAAUUUCUAAAUUGGGUUAUGAUGAUAUUCUCGAAGCAAUCCUGCCGUGCUCCAUUUGAAGAAUCUGCGUGAAAUUGAAGUUCCUGGGACAACAUCUUCCUUUCCAUUAUGGAGGAUUUUCUCGAUCACAUACUUUCGUCUUCCUCAUGGCCAGAUGAUGUGAAUGGAACGGGCCAGCCGUCUUGGGUUGGCAGCACUUCAACUGAAACAAAUGGUUUGCUUGCCGAUCCGAUGGGAAUAUAUGAAGGUGAUGAAAAGAACUCAUCAUCACCAUUGGAUAUUACUUCCUCAGGCUCUGUCAUUGGGCACAUGCCGCAGGAUGAUACUUCUAUUCUGAUUGGUGGGAAUUCAAACUACGGCCUCAACAAGGGGUUAUUCCGUGAAGAAGCCCAACCGCUGGAUCUGGACCGUUUAUCUAUGCUAUCGCCCCGUCUUGAUAAUGGGUCCCAAGAAAGCAAGAUCUUGUUGCAUGGAGUGAUCGAUACCAGCCCAAAAUCUCGAUCCUCAGUCCCACUCCCUCAGAGUUCACCCCAACUCCGUCCUGUAGUUGGAAGUUCUGCUCCAUCACUAUGGCUUCCAUCAUUCUCAGGUGUUUCUUCUCUGCCUCCAGUUAUGGAGCAAGGCAAACUACAAGGUUUUGGCCUGCAAGGAGAGUUUGUGAAAGGCGGCGCUGAUAUAUUGGGAAGAAGAUUCUUUGGGGAUGAAAAACUCCCACAGCUGGACAAAUUGCCCACAUCAAAUGAGCAAGAUGAGCUACACAGCCCUCGUUUCCCAUCUUUUGGGUCUGGGAUGCCUAUGACAUUGACAAGAGCUGCUACUGGAUUGCAGCCGCAUCAGCAGUUGUCACAAUCCUCUGAAGCAAAUUCCACCCAGCAUUAUACAAACCAAUCCUGCGCUUCUCAAUUACAACCUGGGCAAGUUGCUGGGGGCAGUUGUAACGGAGCGGUAAAGCCACGCGUGAGAGCGCGCAGGGGUCAAGCCACUGAUCCACACAGUAUUGCCGAACGGCUUCGGAGGGAGAAAAUUGCAGAAAGGAUGAAGAAUUUGCAAGAACUUGUCCCGAAUUCUAAUAAGACGGACAAGGCAUCAAUGCUUGAUGAGAUCAUUGAAUAUGUCAAAUUCCUUCAGCUUCAAGUCAAGGUUCUAAGCAUGAGCAGACUCGGUGCUGCAGGAGCUGUCGUUCCCCUCAUCACAGAUGUUCAAUCCGAGGGCUCCAGCGGUCUGAUCUUAUCAGCAUCAGUCGGGCAAGGAGCCGAUCUAUCCGAUUCGCCAGACAACAUUGCCUUCGAGCAGGAAAUAGUGAAACUGAUGGAAUCCAAUGUGACAACCGCCAUGCAGUAUCUCCAAACCAAAGGCCUCUGCCUCAUGCCGAUCGCUCUUGCGGCUGCCAUCUCCGGCGGAAAAGCGUCUUCGAAUGCCGAUAGGAAGAAUCUCACCACAACCCACAUCCCAGUUUCGACAAAUGGUGGCCCACCCAGUGCUGCGUCCCAGCCACUGUCAUCCACCAAUGAGAACACAGCAAGGGAGGAUGCAGCCUCGAUCAACAGCUGUAACGGGUCUGUUGUUAAACAGGAAGAACUGCCGAAGUCCGUGUCCGACGUAAGAGAAUCCAAGCCAUCAAACCCAUAAGUUUUUAACUGAUUUCCACAUCUUUUUCCGCUUUUUGUUUUUUUGUUUUUUUUGUUUUUUGUUUAAAUUCUUUGAGAUUUGAGUUGGGUGAGUUUCAGUUGAAAUCAUAGUACUGAUAGCAUUGUAUAUACGUUGAAGUAUACAUGCGUACAUACGUACAUAUACUGGUUUGGACAUGUAUAUGUAGAUGUACGUGUGUAUUAUUAUAAGAGAAGUAAAUAAGUAAUUUGGUUGGCUUGA